UCCUAGGCAACGUGGCAGAGCAAGACCCUGUCUCAAAAAGAAAAUAAUAAAAUUUUAGAUCACAGAAACCUUAAUGAAAUUACCAUAUUCGAAGUGGUAGCAACCAUUAUUGCAUACUUUUCCAGUUACUUGAGAACCUUCUGUGUUUGGUUGCUGGGAUGUUGCCAUGGUCACAUUCCAUGUUGGGAUUGGAGUAGUGAACUGUGGAAACAGUGAUAGCUCAGGAUGCCCAGGCUUGAAGCUAGGCUAUCUGGAAAUUCUGGAGUGUGCUAAAGCCACACUGGACAUGGACCAGACGGCUCUGAAGAAACUGGUAGAAUCCAUCAGUGAAACUGUCAAGAGCUCCAAAAAAAGUGAGCUAGAGCGUCUCAGAAGACUUUUCCACAGCUUGGUGGGAAGAGCUGAUGGAAGAUUUAAUAACACUGGGCUAGAUCGUAACACAUUUCGAGGGGUCCUGCACAACGUAUUAGGAAUGACUGAUGACAUGUUGGCGAAUAGGGGUAAGAAGUCAUAAGACACUAAAAAGAGCCAAUCUGAAAUAGCAAACUACUCAGAUCCCGAGUAGCUGGGACUACAGGCAUGCACCACCACCCCCAGCUAACUUUUGUAUUUUUAGUAGA
This is a messenger RNA of Macaca mulatta (Rhesus monkey), 620 nucleotides long. The record is from RefSeq and is a predicted model, not a curated record. Lineage: Eukaryota; Metazoa; Chordata; Mammalia; Primates; Cercopithecidae.